Molecule: messenger RNA, 1171 nt
Organism: Gambusia affinis (western mosquitofish)
Lineage: Eukaryota; Metazoa; Chordata; Actinopteri; Cyprinodontiformes; Poeciliidae
Gene: ghitm
Product: growth hormone inducible transmembrane protein
Exons: 8
Coding region: 139-864 (241 amino acids)
Cellular component (GO): mitochondrial inner membrane
Source: RefSeq, a predicted model, not a curated record
ACGCAGAAUCCAGAAUCUUCCGGAAGGUCUAUCAGCUCGUUGCAAAAUAGUUGCGUCAGAGACUCGCGCAUUUCCAACAAGGAAGGUGAACCUCGGACGUUUCUCUCGGUCACUACAGAGUAGAAGGAAAUUGCAAACAUGUUGGUGGCAAGGCUGACAUGCCUGAAGAGUCUCCCGUUAGUCGGGCUCCGUCCUGUGCUGUCACAGGGCUCAUCGGCCCUGAGAGCGCCCACCCUGAAGGCCUGCCCACCCCUCCUCAGGUCACAGCAGGGUUAUGCCUCAAAGGCCAGAUUUGGAUUCCGCCGAGCAAAAACCAGCAGGGAGCAGCUGAAGGAAGCAGCUUUUGAACCAGCAACUGACACAGCCAUCAAAAGUGAUUGUGUGAUGGGUGCUGUCAUCGCUCCACUAACUCUGAGAAAUCAAUCUGUUAGCAGGAACCCGGCGCUGAUGGGUCUGAUGAUGAGGGGGUCCUGGAUGGCAAUCGGAGCAACUUUUGCAGCAAUGAUUGGAGCAGGGAUGCUGGUUCGAUCCAUCUCAUACGAGCACAGCCCGAUACCCAAACAUCUGGCUUGGAUGCUGCAUGCAGGUUUGCUACAUGACAUAAUGUGUUUUGUUGCUGCUGUGAAGUUCCUCAACAUGGGAGGUCCGCUUGCUGUCGGCUUUGGAGUGGUAUUCGCCUCCUCUCUUGGUUCUAUGUUUCUGCCACCCACCUCAGCAUUUGGAGCAGGCCUGUAUUCUGUCGCUGUCUACGGAGGCCUUGUUCUCUUCAGCAUGUUCCUCCUUUACGACACACAGAAGGUCAUUAAGAGAGCGGAGACACACCCACUUUAUGCUGCACAGAAAUAUGACCCCAUAAAUGCGUGAGUAAUUUCUGUUGUUUAUCUUUCUUUUUUUUCUUUUUUUUUUUUUUUUCUGCAAGGCUGGUGAUGAUCCUGGCUGGCGGCGGUGGCGGCAAACGGAAGUAGACAUCCGCUGGAGUUUUACUUUUCUUUCCACAGAACUAAACAAAGUUUCCAGUCAUCAUACAAGUGUUAUCCUUUAAAUACAAAUCUUAUGGGGCUGGUAGAUGAUAACAAAGGCUCUGGAAAAAUUUUGAAGAUAGGGAUGGGAUUCUGAGCUGCAUGGUGAUACUUCAAAUCAAGAAGACAAAUUUAUGUAUUUUGAUUACAAC